Hirsutella rhossiliensis is the source of this 1728-nucleotide messenger RNA. Its product is annotated as permease family domain-containing protein. The transcript has 5 exons. The record is from RefSeq and is a predicted model, not a curated record. Bases 1 to 1728 code for a protein of 575 amino acids. NCBI's taxonomy places the organism in Eukaryota, Fungi, Ascomycota, Sordariomycetes, Hypocreales, Ophiocordycipitaceae. Gene Ontology annotation, molecular function: purine nucleobase transmembrane transporter activity. Gene Ontology annotation, biological process: transmembrane transport. Gene Ontology annotation, cellular component: plasma membrane.
AUGGCGUGGACUCACACAGUCAACACCAAGGUGGCAACCAGCCCCGUCGGCCGCUGGUUCCGCCUCGACGGCUGCGGCCAUCCCCGAGAGCGCAAACACUCGUACUUCCUCACCGAGAUUCGCGCCGGCCUGGCCACCUUCUUCGCCAUGGCCUACAUCAUCGCCGUCAACUCGUCCAUUGUAGCCGACUCGGGCGGCACCUGCGUCUGCGCCCGCACGCCCGUCGACCCCGUCUGUGACAAGGACCAGGACUACCUGCUCUGCGUCCAGGCCAUCAAGCGCGAUGCCGUCACGGCCACGGCUGCAAUAUCCGCCCUCGCCUCCUUUUGCAUGGGCCUCUUUGCCAAUCUACCCGUUGGCCUCGCCCCCGGAAUGGGCCUCAACGCCUACUUCGCCUACACCGUCGUCGGCUACCACGGCAAGGGCCCCGUCCCCUACCAGGUCGCGCUGACGGCCAUCUUCGUCGAGGGCUUCAUCUUCCUCGCGCUCGCGCUGCUGGGCAUGCGGCAGUGGCUCGCCCGCGCCAUCCCCCACUCCAUCAAGCUGGCGACGGGCGUCGGCAUCGGCCUCUUCCUCACCCUCAUCGGCCUCACCUACAGCGAGGGCAUCGGGCUCGUCGUCGGCGGCACCGCCACCCCGAUGGAGCUCGCCGGCUGCUCGCCCGGCCGCCUCGCCGCCGGCGCGUGCCCCAACGGCGACAAGAUGCGGCGCCCGGCCAUGUGGAUCGGCAUCUUCUGCGGCGGCAUCCUCACCGUCCUGCUGACCAUGUACCGCGUCAAGGGCGCCAUCAUCGUCGGCAUCCUCCUCGUCAGCAUCAUCUCGUGGCCCCGCGGCACCGCCGUCACCUCGUUCCCCUACACCGACGUCGGCGACAAUGCCUUUGACUUCUUCCGCCGCGUCGUCAGCUUCCACCCGAUCCAGCGCACCCUCGACGUCCAGCAGUGGAACGUGGCCGAGUACGGCGGCCAGUUCGGCCUCGCCCUCAUCACCUUCCUGUACGUCGACAUCCUCGACUGCACCGGCACCCUGUACGGCAUGGCCCGCUUCGCCGGCCUCAUGGACCCCGUCACGCAGGACUUUGAGGGCUCGUCGGUCGCCUACAUGGUCGACGCCAUCAGCAUCUCCGUCGGCGCCAUCCUCGGCAUCCCCCCCGUCACGGCCUUUGUCGAGUCGGGCGCCGGCAUCUCCGAGGGCGGCAAGACGGGCCUGACGGCCAUGGUCACGGGCCUGUGCUUCCUCGUCGCCGUCUUCUUCGCCCCCAUCUUCGCCUCCAUCCCGCCCUGGGCCACGGGCUGCGUGCUCAUCCUCGUCGGCUCCAUGAUGGUCAGCGCCGUCACCGAAAUCAACUGGAAGUAUAUGGGCGACGCCAUCCCGGCCUUUCUCGCCAUCGCCAUCAUGCCCUUUACCUACUCGAUUGCCAACGGCCUCAUUGCCGGCAUCUGCUCCUACAUGCUCAUCAACACCGUCGUCUGGCUUAUCAAGGUCGCCUCCCGCGGCCGCGUCGUGCCCCCCAACAUGGACGACAAGGAGCCCUGGACGUGGCGCAUCCCCGGCGGCUUCUUCCCUCCGUGGCUCGUUCGCCUCUUUGGCGGCAAGAAGGACUUUUGGCGCUCAGACCUGUCCCCCGCCGCCGAUCGGUCUGCGCAUCAGGAGCCCAAACUCAGCUCUGACCCCGGCGCAGCCUCGGACACAGGACACGCUGCGGAUACCCCCUCGGCCAAAGGCUAG